Messenger RNA from Penicillium verhagenii, 390 nucleotides. RefSeq lists its product as uncharacterized. The coding region runs from base 1 to 390 and encodes 129 amino acids. The record is from RefSeq and is a predicted model, not a curated record. Lineage: Eukaryota; Fungi; Ascomycota; Eurotiomycetes; Eurotiales; Aspergillaceae. The transcript has 2 exons.
AUGGCGCACGGCUCCGAAACUGCUGAGAACCCUCGGCGAAGUCCAGCUGUCGCAUUUUUUGAAGGCGCAAUUUGCGACGCGACAGUGGAGAUGAAGAGCUGGCGAGCUACCGAAGGAAAUAUCUCACGCAGUCGCGAAAGCAAGAAGGACUCUCAUGAAGAACCGCAGCCUUUCCGAUGCGCUGCGGCGACAGUCGCUCCUUUCACGUGUAACGGGAGAACGGGAAUUUGGCGUCACCGAUUGAUCCUCGUGAAGUGGAUGAACGAUGUCUUCUCUGCCUCGAAAGUCGCGCUAGACUGCGCCGCCCGUUCCAACGUUUGUGGAAUGACCUUCCGCUGCAGUAUUGCUGUAUUGGCUUCAGCAGACGAGCCCACCACGCAGCUUAUGUAA